AUGCAAGCAAAUAACAAAACAAAUGAAUUACAACAAUCAUUAAUAUUCGAUAAUGAAUAUAAUCAACCAAUAUCAGUUGGAGGACUACCAUCAUCGUAUCGAUCAUUGGUGUUUGGAAAUAGAUAUAAUCAACCUCUAUCAGUUGGAGUAUUACCAUCAACAUUAAUUUCAUUAGAGUUUGGUGAUGACUAUGACCAACCAAUAUCAGUUGGAGUAUUACCAUCGUCAUUGCAAUCAUUGAAGUUUGGUAAAGACUAUAAUCAACAUCUAUCAGUUGGAGUAUUACUAUCAUCAUUACAAUCAUUGGUGUUUGGUUGUGACUAUAAUCAACCUCUAUCAGUUGGUGUAUUACCAACAUCAUUACAAUCAUUGGAGUUUGGUAGUCUAUAUAAUCAACCUCUAUCAGUUGGAGUAUUACCAUCAUCAUUACAAUCAUUGGUGUUUGGUGAUGACUAUAAUCAACCUCUACCAGUUGGAGUAUUACCAUCAUCAUUACAAUCAUUGGUGUUUGCUUGGGGAUAUAAUCAACGUCUAUCAGUUGGAGUAUUACCAUCAUCAUUACAAUCAUUGAGUUUGUAUGGUGACUAUAAUCAACGUCUAUCAGUUGGAGUAUUACCAUCAUCAUUACUAUCAUUGAAGUUUGGUAGUGACUAUAAUCAACUUCUAUCAGUUGGAGUAUUACCAUCAUCAUUACAAUCAUUGAAGUUUGGUAAAGACUAUAAUCAAGCAAUAUCAGUUGGAGUACUACCAUCAUCAUUACAAUCAUUGGUGUUUGGUUUCGAAUAUAAUCAAAUUGGAGUGUUACCAUCAUCAUUGCAAUCAUUGGUGUUUGGUGAGAGAUAUAAUCAACGUCUGUCUGUUGGAGUAUUGCCAUCAUCGUUACAAUCAUUGGAGUUUGGUAGUGACUAUAAUCAACCACUAUCAGUUGGAGUAUUACCAGCAUCAUUAAAAAAACUAGAAUUUCGCAAAAGGUAUAAUCAAUCAAUAUCAGUUGGAGUACUGCCGUCAUCAUUACAAUCAUUGGUGUUUGGUCGUAUAUAUAAUCAACCGCUAUCAGUUGGAGUACUACCAAUAUCGUUAACAUCAUUGAUGUUUGGUAAUGACUAUAAUCAACGUCUAUCAGUUGGAGUAUUACCAUCAUCAUUACAAUCAUUGGUGUUUGGAUUACUCUAUAAUCAACGUCUAUCAGUUGAAGUAUUACCAACAUCAUUACAAUCAUUGGUGUUUGGUAGGUUCUAUAAUCAACCGCUAUCCGUUGGAGUGUUACCAUCAUCAUUACAAUCAUUGGUGUUUGGCGAUAGGUAUAAUCAACCAAUACCAAUUGGGGUAUUACCAACAUCGUUACAAUCAUUGGAGUUUGGUAAUGACUAUAAUCAAAGUCUAUCAAUUGGAGUAUUACCAUCACCAUUACAAUCAUUGGUGUUUGGUUGGGACUAUAAUCAACCUCUGUCAGUUGGAGUAUUACCAACAUCAUUACAAUCAUUGACAUUUGUAUUACCAUCAUCAUUACAAUCAUUGAUGUUUGGUGAUAGAUAUAAUCAAGCAUUAUCAGUUGGAGUACUACCAUCAUCAUUACAAUCAUUAACAUUUGGUAGAUACUAUGAUCAAACCAUAACUCAUGGAGUAUUACCAACCCGAUUACAGUCAUUGAUAUUUGGACGACACUAUAACGAGUCCCUAUAUCCUGGGGAAUACCCAACAAUUGAAGAGGAUUCAGAUCCACCUAUCAGAAUAUCAGUUGAUUUUAACCAAUUAAUUGAAGUAAACAGAACAUUCCUUAAAUUACAAUUAACUACGGUAACCAAAACCCCAACUCUAAUGCAUACAGCCCCACGCGUACACUGGCAUAUCCCAUCAAAGCCACAGAUUAUGUUACAGUCAACAAUCACAAAUAUUUCAAAUUGCACACGUUUCAAUACUCUAAAAAUCAAGUUAUCUUAG
Messenger RNA from Cavenderia fasciculata, 1941 nucleotides. RefSeq lists its product as uncharacterized. The coding region runs from base 1 to 1941 and encodes 646 amino acids. The transcript has 4 exons. NCBI's taxonomy places the organism in Eukaryota, Evosea, Eumycetozoa, Acytosteliales, Cavenderiaceae. The record is from RefSeq and is a predicted model, not a curated record.